Messenger RNA from Sphaeramia orbicularis (orbiculate cardinalfish), 6504 nucleotides. It is a transcript of the gene lipeb, whose product is annotated as lipase, hormone-sensitive b. The transcript has 16 exons. The record is from RefSeq and is a predicted model, not a curated record. Gene Ontology annotation, cellular component: cytosol. Gene Ontology annotation, biological process: triglyceride catabolic process; cholesterol metabolic process. Gene Ontology annotation, molecular function: triacylglycerol lipase activity; sterol ester esterase activity. Lineage: Eukaryota; Metazoa; Chordata; Actinopteri; Kurtiformes; Apogonidae. The coding region runs from base 35 to 2731 and encodes 898 amino acids.
UGUAAGAGGCGGUGCGUAAACAGAGAGGGCGAAGAUGGCGUCGAAUAAGAAGAGUAGUGGGUAUAACCGAUUUGAAAAAGGUGUGAGUGGAAGACGUUCGUCCAAACACAAAGAAGGCCCAGUGGCUGCUGACACCGAUUGGACCCACUCGAACAGAGAGGAUACUGACAAGGACAGAGACUUGAACUCAGAUCCUGUGAUGGACACCAAGGCAGUGUUUGCAGCUGUUUACAGCGUGUGCGAGGAGAAUGUAGCGUUCUUCUCUGGAGGAGCCAAGGGGACGCAGGGUGAUGCGGCACGACGACUUGUGGACGCCAUGAAUCUGAUCCAGGAACAUGCUCGCAGCCUGGAGCCCGUCAUCUCUGGCUUUGCUGCAGUCUACCACCAUUUCGACUUUGACCCACAUAUACCUGCUAAUGGUUAUCGCUCGCUGGUCAAGGUGGUGCGUUGCUGCCUUCUCCACAUCAUCCACAAGGGGCGGUACAUCACUGUUAACCGACGCAGCAUCUUUUUUCGAGUUGCACACAACGCGGGGGAGAUGGAGGCAUACUGCAACGCCUUAUGCCAACUUCGUGCACUCCUUUACUUAGCGCGGCGUAUGCUUCAUGACAACAGCCAUGGCAACCUCUUUUUCCAAGAUGAAAGUGGCCUUAGCGAAAGUUUUGUCCGUGAAUAUGCGUCCAUGCACAAGGGCUGCUUCUAUGGCCGCUGUCUAGGCUUUCAGUUCACUCCAGCCAUCCGGCCAUGUCUUCAAACUAUUGCCAUCGGCCUCGUGGCGUUUGGAGAAAACUAUAAACGCCAUCAGUCAGGAAUAGUGGAGGCAGGAGGUAUUGCACCAUACGGUGUUGCAGCCAGCUCUUUCUUUACCUCAGGGAAGUACGCCAUUGACCCAGAGUUGAGAGGGGCAGAAUUUGAACGCAUUACCCAGAACCUGGAUGUCCAUUUCUGGAAGGCCUUUUGGAACAUUACUGAGACUGAGGUCCUGUCUAGUCUUGCCAGUAUGACAUCCACUCAAGUCAAGGUGAAUCGUGCUCUCUCCGUGCCCCCUGUACCGUUUGACCUUCCCCUGGCGGCCAAUCACAGAGCGUCUGUAACUAUAGCUCCACCAUCAGCACACAUUGGCUCCGCUCCUGUGCAGAUGAGGCUCCUCUCUUAUGACCUGCGUGAAGGACAGGACAGUGAGACUCUGCUGUCUCUCUCCCGCUCCGAGGGGGGCGCCAUCUCACUAUCACUGGGGCUGAAGACGAAGCGCCUCCCCUCAUCUCCCUAUCUCCUAAUCCACUUUCAUGGGGGUGGCUUUGUGGCCCAGACCUCCAAGUCCCAUGAGCCCUAUCUGAAGAGCUGGUCUCAAGAGCUUGGUGUCCCCAUCCUCUCAGUGGACUAUUCUCUUGCCCCAGAGGCCCCAUUUCCCAGGGCCCUAGAGGAGUGUUUUUAUGCCUAUUGCUGGGCUCUGAGGAACCACCACCUUCUAGGCUGGACCGGAGAGAAAGUUUGCCUGGUUGGAGACAGUGCAGGAGGCAACUUGUGUGUAACAACGUCGAUGCGAGCUGCUGCCUAUGGUGUACGAAUGCCAGAUGGCAUUGUGGCAGCCUACCCUGCUAUCCUGCUGACUGCCUACGCUUCACCCUCUCGUCUGCUAACACUUAUGGAUCCCCUGCUGCCACUCAGUGUGCUCUCCAGGUGUCUCAGUGCCUACGCAGGCAACGAGCCACAGACUGAAAAGCAGGUAGAGAAAGUGAGCACAUUAAGCAUUGUGAGAAGAGACACAGCACUGCUGCUCCGAGACUUCCGACAGGGAGCUUCCAACUGGAUCCAUUCUCUGCUGGACUCAAAUAGAACCUCAGCCUCCCCCAGCACAGCUGCAGAGGAACCACCAGAAGCCACUGAUCCUGUGAGGAAAAGCAUUUCAGAGGCUUCCAUUUCAUCUCCUCAUGCCGACCCCCCUGUACCCUCUGAGCCCUCUGAGUUUCCAACCAGAAAAUUAUCUGUGAAGAGCCAGACUUGCCAGGACUUAGGAUCCCACAACAAUUACACUUCCAGCAGUGCACCACUGCGUACUCCAGAGGAUGUGAAUUUCUAUCUGUCAAAGGACGUUGAUCCUUCAAUGUCCAGUGACCUGUCAUCUGUGGCCAUACCACCCCCUGCUGGUGAGGAGGGGUCUGAGAUGGAGCACCCCAGGGAGUUUCCUGUGGGCUUUGAACCGCUGCGCUCUGAGCAGCUGGCUGAAAUGAGGGUGCAAAGCUCUCCUGUGGUCAAGGAUCCAUUCUGCUCCCCCCUGCUGGCCCCUGAUGACAUGCUGAAAGGGCUGCCACCUGUACAUAUAGUGGCUUGUGCAUUAGACCCCAUGCUGGAUGACUCUGUGAUGUUUGCCAAGCGUUUGAGGAACAUAGACCAGCCCGUCACUCUGUGCGUGGUGGACGACCUCCCCCACGGCUUCCUCAGCCUAUCGCAGCUCUCCCGGGAGACAAGGGAGGCUGCCAACGUCUGCGUGGAGAGAAUUCGCACGGUUCUCACCCAGAAGGACACACCUCCAGAGCCGCGCAAGCACCGCAAGCUGGAACGGACCGAUAGGGGAGUGCCGGCCUCUUCUGGGGAAGCCAAUUCGCUCUUCGUCAACCCCAUUGAGGGAGCCGAGCAAGCAGUUGGGAAAGCAGCUAAAAUUGCUGAUGGAGAGGACUUAGUUGCUGUGGCAGCCCAGAAUAACACUGACGCUGGUGGUAUUGGGGCUUAAAUAAGGUUAGAGAGAGGGGGACUGCGGUUCACUUGAGGUUUGAAGGGGCAAAGAGUAAAUGAAAGUCAUAUAAAUUUAGACAACGCCUGCCAAAAAGAGAGAGCUUUGGGGGGAAAAAAUAGAAAGCAAACUCACAAAGCAAGGAGGGGCAGUCUAAUUGAGGGGGAGAAAUCGUGGAGGCAAACUGAAAGGCAACAAUUCUUGUUACUUAUCAGUGCACUAUUAUGCACCGACGCGAAUUUGGCAGACAAAAUGAUCCCGCCCACAAAAGACUGUCGCAUUUUAGAAUAAAAUGGUAAUUUAGCUGCUACUUAGAUCAAAGACCAGCUCUCACCCACACAUGCAGUGCACAGAUUUAACAGAGUUGCCCGUCAGGCAGAGGAGGUUCGGACAUAAAGCUGCGCAGACGAUUCCAGAGACGAGGCCUGAAUGGGUGAUUCAUCUAGGCCAAAGCAGUCAUUUGUGGCCCUAAUCUGAUAGCGGUAGGCACACUAUAUGCUUCUUGUAUAGAGUCAUCCCUAUAAAAAUGGCCACUUGUCCUUUAGGGAGCCACUCUAAAUCACACUUAAUAACUUCACAUUGUGUUCUCCAUUACGCCAGUUUGGCAGUCAAUACGGCUCACUUUGUGGAUAGUAACUCUGUUGACUCUCUCCCAAAUAGAAUUACAAAGCUCAAACACAACAGACUGAAAGACUCUGAAGCCAACGAAUUGAUUGACUUGGUUCAUAUGAUUCUGUUACCAUUUUAAAAUCAUUGUAUUAAUCCUAUGCAGUAGCACUACUACAUUUAUUAUUUAUAUCCGUUUUCUAUUGCUGUAUCGUAAUCAUUGAAUCCCAACAGAUUUGUUUGUUGAUUUGUACACUUAUGUUUUUUUUUUCUUAUAUGUAAUCGUAUGCUGUGUAUUUCACAUUUUUGAAUGUGCUCAAUAUUUACCUCUUCUUUUAGCCACUGCUGCUGGCCUUUCCUAUUAAUCUGUGCUCUCAGUAAUGCAUACUGAUAGGACAGACUAAGUGAGUAUUACACAGGGCCAGAACACUCCGUUUUAGAUGCUGCCUGGUGUUUUUUUUUUUUUUUUUUUGUAGUGCUGAUAAUGCUAAUGCAAAAAUAGAUUGUUACAGUUGGAAUUUGUUGGAGAUGCACUUAGAUACAUUAUUUUAUGGAGAAAAGUACACACUUAAAAACUUGGGUGGCAUCUUUAUAAUUCUUUGAAUAAGAAUUAUAGCUCAUCACAUACUGGAGUGGCUUGAUAUGCUCUUUGUGUAAAAUAGGAAUCAAAGAGAAAUGUGCUGAAAAAAACAUGUGCCCUCAGCUAUCAAUACACAUUUCAACUUCACUGCACUGAUUUUCUCCCACGUUGUCGCUGUCUGUCACCAGACUUUAUUGUCCACUACUUCUCUGCACAGUUUGCAGUGUGUCAAAGUACCACUUCCCUUGAGCCGUGGCGAUUUCCUGCCUGACAGCCUCUUUGAACAAAUCAGGGGUUUUUAGGCAAAGUUAGACAGACCAGACCAAGAAAGUUGUUGCUAAGAGUGCAAUGUAAAAGUAGUGUAAAGCUGGUAGUUUGGAGUUCUUUGGGCCCCUCCACUAUCGAAUUUCUGUCUUUGAUAACCUGAGGACGAAUCUCCAAGCCUGUUGUGACUUUGAGGUAUACAGAAAUGUCCUUUGUGGGGUCAGUCCUUCCAUCAGGUCCAACUAAAUAUAGAUGCCAACAAUGGUGCUACUGUUCUGCCCUUGCUUGGUAACAGGGCUGAGGUUGCCAGGUCUGUAGAGAGGGAUGCUGUGUGAUGAAUAGGAUUUUAGCUAAAGCUCUGAGUGCAAAAUCCUUCCCUCCGUAGAAGAGCAGGAUUUUCAACAGCGAAGUCAUGCUACAGGAUUAGACCUUGCUCGGUUCUGUCAGCUCGGAGUACUUACUGCAAUAUUUUAGUAUCAUAUUGAUGGAGAGAACUAGGGCUCUGAAGAGAAAGGAAAGUAAUAUACUCAUCUUCUCAAACAUGCAGGGCUGAAGUUUAGGCAUUACUUGCUGCUGUUGUGCUCACUCUGCACUUUUCUGUGGUUGGUUUUUUCAGUCCAUGUGAGUUUAUAUUUUAGGCUUAAGCUUGUAUACAUGUCUUUUUUUUCUCUGUUUGGUGCCUGUAUGUGUUAAUUGAAGUGGAGUGCACAUGUGAGGGUUCACAUGCUUGUACAGGCUGAGGUUACAGUAUUCAGUGGUGUAAGAAACAUGAGGACGCACACGUGGGCCAUCCUCUUUGUUUAUGUAUUGCGUUUACGUAAAGAAGGUAAUGGCACUUUACAAUCAAGAGACUCUUCACUUGCUGUGGAGAGCAUCUUCACAUAGCACUUAUGGGCUCUUUCUGUCCUCUGGUAGACACAAGCUUAACUUGUCCUCUGAUGCUGAAAACACAAUCCAUGCAUCUGCCUCUGCAGGCCACCAGGCCAUCCUCUUGAGGUCAUUAGCACUUUUUGUGUAAAUCACCACUAAUUUACCCUUUAUUCAUCUGUGUACGUUUCUAACUCUAGAUGACCACUCAUGCAUCAGCCUCGCUUAGACAGACCAUAAAACCCACUGGGAGUUUUGGGCAGAUGUCAUGUUCUUCACUUUUUUCAGGAGUUUUACUUUCACAUCUCCUGACAUAUUUCUUACGUUUCCUGCUACUGUGAGCUGACAUGUUAGUAAAUGCACAGAUCAUGCUGAAGACAUGCAGUUAGACACCAGCACCACAGCUGUAGUUUUUUACGGUUUCAUAGUUUGUUCAAAUGUAUUGGUGCAGUCUCUGGUUGUGCAAUAUUUUUGAAUUACCCUGAGUGGACUUGGUCAUAGGCAUACUAAUAUACUCAUAUGCCAAAACGUUUUAAUCAACUUGAAUGAUUUCACGAAGCUUAAAGCUCCAGUGUGAAAGAUUUAACAGGCUCUAAUUGCAGAGAUUGAAUAUAAUUUUCAGAAUUAAUUUUUUAUUAGUGUAUAAGUACCUGAAAAUAAAUAACGUUUGUGUUUUUUACUUGACAAGGAGCCUUUUGUAACUGCAGGUUUACCAAAAUUUCUACGCUGAGUGCGGCCAAGAGUUAAUAUCCUCUUGACCGAAAAGGCCAGAAUGGACAAAUUAAACACUUGCUCCAGCGAAGGCCUCCGGUGUUUUUCCACGUUCCACAUGGUCACAGGAACAAGGGGCAUUUAGUUGGUUGAAAAUUUCAGCAAUCAAUGCCUCUACAGAUUGAACCUUUAACCCUUUUAACACAUUUGAGUGUUGAACAAACUUGACCACUUCACAUAAUUUGUUUUGUAGUAACGGUAACUCAAACAAGCGAUCACUUUUAUGAUUUCAGGUACAACCCAAGACUGAGUCCUCAUAAUUCCUGUACCAUUUCUUCCACAUCAGGUUUUAGCCAGUGUGAUAACCAGCCUAUACUGUACAUUCAAAUCGCUAUGCACUGUAAAAUGCAAUUCUGAUAUAGUAUUUGAUUAGCCUUAAAAACAAGCCAUAGACUGGAAACAGCUAUUUUAAGUUCCUUUUUUUUGUUUUACUUUUUUAAGCUUUCUUUUUAUUAGAAACACCACAAGUGCAAACCUGUGUAUAAGAAAGAAUGUAUAUUACACAUUAUAACUGCAUGAUACAUGUAGAUAUUUUUCAUUGUCACGUGUGUUAAUCUGAUUGAUUGCUGAUUGAUUUGACUGCAGUUUCUUUGCAGGUUUCAUACUGGAAUGUUGUCUCAUGUCAUGAGUAGGAUGGUUUCUUCCAUUGUUGAUUUUUAUCUAAAUAAAUAUAUUCUCCAAUGAA